Molecule: messenger RNA, 2634 nt
Organism: Sinocyclocheilus anshuiensis
Lineage: Eukaryota; Metazoa; Chordata; Actinopteri; Cypriniformes; Cyprinidae
Product: NXPE family member 3-like
Exons: 9
Coding region: 173-1936 (587 amino acids)
Source: RefSeq, a predicted model, not a curated record
UAUUUCAUGAGCCAGUGCUUGUAGUCGAAUUAGUAGUACAGCCAUAUACCACAGAGAGUAGGUGGGACUGCCAACUGCAGGGGGAAAAAAACAAAAAACCCCAGGAGACAAAACGACGCGUAUAAAGACAGGCUGAAACGCAUACACACGGAUUUAAAAACAAAAGCUCCAAAUGGAUGAAACUACAUGCUUUCAAAAACAUGCCUUACAAAAAUCGGACUCUGAAACUCGGGAACAACACUUUCACAGGGAAAGAUCGUGGUUACGGAAGCUUUUUACUGGGCUUUUUCUACUGGUAGUCACGUGUUUGCUGGUUAUAUGGUCUUAUAUGGGAAAGGAAAGAAAGAAACGCCCUUCACCCAGUUUUUUGUCUCAGCACUGUGCAGGACUCCAGAACUCUGCAAACUCCGGCUCUCCUGCAGGAAUCAAUUCAGAAGUCUCAGAAAAGUCUCAGUCACUAAUAAACUCUUUUUACUCUGAAUUUGGAAUCAGUUUAGAUGGCUACUCCAGGUUACAGCAGGCUGUUUACUGGGCAGAUCCUGACAGAUCGAUCACAAAUGUGUCCAUGAGUACUAGUCCAGCCCACACCACAUUCAUCAUUGAGAACCUGAAAGAGAGCUACCAAACUGGUGAGGAGCUUUUUGUUACGGUGCAUGCAAAGGACUUUGAUAAUAAAUCUAAGAGUUAUGGAGGCGACUUUUUUCAAGCCAAGCUGUUCUGUUCUAAAACUAAGGCCAGUGUGUUUGGGGAGGUGGUGGACCUGCUCAACGGCUCAUACUCUGUGCGUUUCCUCCUGCCGUGGGUCGGCGAGGCCCAGGUGGCUGUGCGUCUAAUUCACUCCAGUGAGGUUGUGCAGGUCCUGAAGCAUCACAGAGAUACUGACUCUGACAGGGUGUACUUUUAUGGAUUUUACGAGGGACCAGGACCAAAUAAGACCAGGCUGAGUGAAGCAGUGAUGUGUAAUGUUAAGUGGGACAAGAAUGGACUAGAGCAUAUGGGAACUGGAGACUGUUGCUGUGAAUACAAAGAUCCCUGUACCGAAGAAAUAUGGCGCUGCCAGAGACCCAAAUCCCUGCCAUGCAGUGCCCUUGUGUACCACUCUAUGGGUGGUUAUAGAAACCGUCUGACUGAUAAAGAGAAGAAGCUUAUGACGCAAACUAACAAAGGUAUCAAUGGAGAUAAGAGCAUCAUCAAAAUAUUUCAUUCCCAUGGAAAUGAAACUAUUGAUGUAGCAGAGAAAUGUCAUCCUGGUUUACACACUCCAGUUCCAGCCGGCUUUUACCUCAAUGAUGUGUGGACGUCCUUUGUCUGUAGCACCCGACAUUUUACAACCCAAACAACAACAGAGUGCCUGAAAGACAAACACAUCAUAUUUGUUGGUGUCACGUUUUUAUCAGCCCUGAAACAGAUGAACCUGCAUGUCCAAUAUCAGUCAGGGCCGCUCCUAGCAGUGGAUGUGAAGAACAACAUUGACUUACACUGGAGGGCUCAUGGCGUUCCUCUGCGCAGUCGAAAAUCAGCAGUUGCUAAUCUGCACUACAUCAGUAAUGAGAUCGAUGGCCUGGCAGGAGGACCCCACAUGGUCAUUAUGUUUAAUCUGGGGCCCCAUUUCACCACGUACCCUCUGGAUUUCUUCACCCAUAGAGUGUUGAGGAUCCGCAAAGCUGUUCUAGCAUUGUUACAGCGGGCGCCUGACACUACCGUUAUAAUCAAGACUGUCAACACUGGCUAUAAGGAUAUUUUCGGGAGUGAUUGGUAUUCUCUUCAGUUGGACAGAAUUCUGCGUUGGGCUUUUCAGGAUGUUGGUGUUUAUAUUCUGGAUGUGUGGCAAAUGACGGCCUGUCACUACAGCAAAGAGAACAUUCAUCCAGGCACUGUCAUCAUCAAAAACGAGAUUGACAUUUUACUCUCUUUUGUUUGCCCCGUAUACAUUUAAAUGAUUAAAUUUUACUACAUUUGAAAAUUCAGGUCAUGUGUAGAAAAACUACCCUGAAAUACUUUGUGACUGUUUUAAACAAGUGUGCGCUUGUGUACUAAAAACAGGUCACAUAAACACUGGAAUGAAUUGCAGUUGUAUUCCUGCAUCCAUAUGGAUUUGUCACUCCUGAUGCUUGUCUACUAUACGCAUACUUUAAAUUUUCACAACCCUAACCAAAUAUAUUUAAGAAGUUAUAUUGGAUUAGGUAAAAUGUAAAAAUACAGAUUAAAUAAAUAAAAAUUAAGAUAUAGCACGAUGUUACAUAGUUUCUUGAACUGGCACCAGGCAAACACAUAGAUGAUGGACACACAAUUCACAAAAGAUCGCUAUUAAUCAAACAUUUUGUCUUUGUAGAAUAAUGCUUGUAGAUUAUAUCAACUGAACUCCAAUUUAGUAAAGUGAAUGUAUCCCCGCCUGUCACACGGAAGACCGGGCUUCGAUUCCCCAAUGGUGAGACCUAGGGGGCAAUCGUGGCCUAAUGAUUAGAGAGUCAGACUUGUAACCCAAAGGUAGUGGGUUUGAGUCUCUGUACCGGCAGGGAUUGUAGGUGGGCGGAGUGAAUGUACAGCGCUUUCUUCCACUUUCAAUACCAAGACUGUGGUGAGACCCUUGAGCAAGGCACUGAACCUCCAACUGCAGCAAAAAAUGGCUGUGUG